CAGGGUCACACAGACACUGUUUGCUCCCUUUCGUUUUCGCCCAAAGAUUACAUCGUUGUCUCUGGAUCAGAUGAUAAGAGCGCGAUUGUCUGGGACGUUCGCAGCGGUCACGGACGACUACGUCUCGAAGGACACGGUGGACAAGUUAACGCGGUCGUAUAUGCUCCUCAUGGCGAGCUCAUCGCCACCGGUUCCCGCGACGACAAUCCCGUGAAGAUCUGGGAUGCCUCGACAGGGGCGUGCCAUACAAGCCCGAUCAAUUCCCUGUCGUUCUCCCCCAACGGUCGCAACCUUGUCUCAGGAUCCGUCGACACGAGCGCGAUUAUCUGGGACGUCCGGAGCGGCCGUGUGCUGCAACGCCUGGAAGCACACAGCAAUUCGGUGGUCGAAGUCGCAUAUGCUCCUAACGGCGUACUUGUCGCCACCGCCUCUGACCAUGACGCAUCCGUGAAAAUUUGGGAUGCUUCGACCGGGACAUGUCUGCAGUCCCUCAAUGGUAGCUCUCUAUCGUUUUCUCCCAAUAGCCAGACCCUUCUCUCAGGAUCCGGCAAUACGAGCACAAUCAUCUGGGAUGUUCGAGAUGGCCAUAUACUUCUGCGUUUGGAAGGACACACUGAGCCGGUCACCACAGUUGCAUAUGCUCCCCGCGGCUUACUCAUCGUCACCGCUUCCAAGUGCGACAGGUCCAUGAAAAUUUGGGACGCUUUGACUGGGGCAUGUAUGCAGUCCGUC
Messenger RNA from Phanerochaete carnosa HHB-10118-sp, 732 nucleotides. RefSeq lists its product as uncharacterized. Gene Ontology annotation, molecular function: protein binding. The annotation marks the transcript as partial. The record is from RefSeq and is a predicted model, not a curated record. The transcript has 3 exons. Lineage: Eukaryota; Fungi; Basidiomycota; Agaricomycetes; Polyporales; Phanerochaetaceae.